This is a messenger RNA of Actinia tenebrosa (Australian red waratah sea anemone), 2557 nucleotides long. RefSeq names its product kinesin light chain. Gene Ontology annotation, cellular component: kinesin complex; cytoplasm. The record is from RefSeq and is a predicted model, not a curated record. Gene Ontology annotation, biological process: microtubule-based movement. Gene Ontology annotation, molecular function: kinesin binding. NCBI's taxonomy places the organism in Eukaryota, Metazoa, Cnidaria, Anthozoa, Actiniaria, Actiniidae.
CAAAUCGUGGUCUUCUGUUUGACUGUCGUAGGUAAGGUGUUGUGUCGACGAAAUAUUUCAAAACUUUUAGGCGUACCUGUGGCCUUUGGGGCCAGAACAAGAAGAAGGAUACGAAGUAUGAUACUUUUUCCUUCAUGAAGUUAAAGAAUCAAGGAGAUUUACGAACGUUUUCGACGAUUUUUUUGGCGUAAAAUUACACGGACGCGAAUAUUGCCAACGCGCAGCCAUCUUGUGACRACUACUUUGGCCAAGAAACCUUGAAUUAAGCAUGGCUCAACUCGACGAAAACCGUAAAUGGACUCAAGAUGAAAUCAUUAACAAUACKAAGAACGUUGUUCGAGGCUUAGAGACUCUAAAGAGCGAACAUUCUACGAUUUUAUCCACUCUUUCUUCGGAUUGUAAAGACAACAAGAAGAGCGAGAAGUCUGAGAUAGAAGAAGCUAAGGCUGGAUUAGUUCAAGAAUCGCUUGACAAGUUAGAAUUAGGGUUAGGCGAGGCACAGGUACUUAUGUCAUUAUGUAGUCACUUAAGCACAGUGGAGGCRGAGAAGCAGAAGCUGAGAGCACAAGUCAGACGACUGUGUCAAGAAAAUGCUUGGCUAAGAGAAGAGCUCUCUGUAACACAGCAAAAACUACAAGAAAGUGAACAGAAAGUAGCAACGCUGGAAGAGGAGAAAAAACACCUGGAGUUCAUGAAUUCCAUUAAAAAAUAUGAUGACGACAGACAUGAUGAAGGAAUUGAGAAUGACAUGUGCAGCGAUAUAAUGUCACAAGAUGAAGAAGAAGCAGAUGUGGAUGAUGAGACACUAAGUCAGACGUCUACAGCAUCAGCAAGCACRUCAGGUGUAUAUGAAAUCCCUGCAAGACUGCGAACCCUGCAUAACUUAGUCAUACAGUAUGCAUCACAGGGUCGAUAUGAGGUAGCUGUGCCUCUUUGUAAACAAGCUUURGAAGACUUGGAGAAGACUUCAGGACAUGAUCACCCAGAUGUUGCAACAAUGCUUAACAUUCUGGCCUUGGUUUACAGAGACCAGAACAAGUACAAAGAAGCAGCCAAUCUCCUUCACGAUGCUUUGACGAUACGAGAAAAGACUCUAGGCGAAGAUCAUCCUGCUGUUGCUGCAACUCUCAACAAUCUAGCCGUGCUGUAUGGUAAACGCGGCAAGUACAAAGAUGCUGAGCCAUUGUGUAAGAGAGCUCUGGAGAUAAGAGAAAAAGUGUUGGGUAAAGACCAUCCUGAUGUAGCAAAGCAACUGAAUAACUUGGCAUUACUUUGUCAGAACCAGGGCAAAUAUGACGAGGUUGAACAGUAUUACCAACGUGCCCUUGAGAUAUACACCACAAAACUAGGACCAGAUGAUCCGAAUGUUGCCAAGACCAAGAAUAAUCUGGCAUCAGCUUACUUGAAACAAGGAAAAUAUAAGGCAGCUGAAACCCUAUACAAACAGGUUCUAACCCGUGCGCACGAAAGAGAAUUCGGUACAUCAGGUGAACUCGAUGAUGACGGUAAACGCGGCAAAGACAACGCCCCUUACGGAGAGUAUGGCGGUUGGCACAAGGCAGCUAAAGUAGACAGCCCAACAGUGACGACAACUUUGAGAAAUCUUGGUGCCCUCUACCGCAGACAAGGCAAAUUCGAGGCGGCAGAAACCCUGGAAGACUGUGCGCUUAGAUCUCGACAAAGCGUAAAUGCCCUAGACGUAGUACGACAGAAGAAAGUCGCCCAGCUUCUCGCAGAGGAAAGCGGUUCCUACCCAAACAGCCUGUCCACUUCCAGUUCCUCGCUAAACAGCAGCAGUAGCACCAGGGGCAUCCCUGAUGAUAAAGACGACGACAGGAAGAAUGGAAAACGGGAGAAAACAUUUUCCCGCCUUAAACGCACGCUCAGUAGCCGCGGACAAAAGUUGAUGGAAAAGAUGGGCGCAUCCGGGACGAGGCUCCAGCGGUCGUCCUCCCGAGACAACUUGGCCCARCAUGCAAAGCUGUCGCAAUCAUCACGCAUAUCUAGAAGCACUCCAAUGCUUGCGCAGCCAAUGUCAGAGAUGUCUAAUCGUGAUCGAUCAAAUUCAAUGAGAAGGUCACUAAUUGACUAACCCUUUAAACAGGCGCGGGACAAAUUGUUAGAAUCUUAUAUAACUAACCUUAAUUGGUAACAAAUUUUUAUUUGAUGCUGUAUUAUUUAUUGAUAUUAUAAUCGUUCAUUAUUCAAUAUAUUGUUGGACAUUAAUGGCACCACAUCCGAGCCAAUCCUAACUCGUUCUGUAAUCAGAAUCGAUUUACUUAUAACAACCUUUUAAGUCUACAUUACRUGUAACAUACAGGAUGUGAAAGGCAUAGUUGACCAUUAAUUCCUUGAUAAACAUAUCAAAAUUAUAGAUAAAUAUUUAAAAUCAUGACUUUYAAAAACGUAUAAUCUUCCGGUUGCUGUUUCCUUGCAUCUAGGAAUGUACGAUASAAUGUUGGAAUCCUAUGAAAUCGCGUUUUUUUCAUGAGAAAAAAAGUUGAAAGACUUGUAUGAUAAUAAAUGAAUUAAACACAAAUAUGUGAAUUUAUUAUGA